CCCAACAUUAGAGAAGCCUGUGGAAGAUCGGUUGGGAUAGGUGUCGUUGCUGUGUACUUAUUAUAUUGCGUUGAGCUAUAUUAAAAAGUUGGAAACAAAGUAAUCUUAAUUAUCAUUGAAAGGCGAGUUGUUUCUGAGAUUUAAUGGCAUAAUUGGUUAGCCAAAUAGUACAACACAGUAAAUAACACCAUCACAAGCUAACUGGUUAGUGAAGCAAGCUAACAAACGAAAACAGCCAAAAUGCAGGAGCUGAUAGCGACUGUUGACCACCUUAAAUUUGAUCUGGAGAUUGCUGUAGAGCAACAGCUGGGUGCCCAACCGUUGCCUUUUCCUGGAAUGGACAAAUCUGGUGCUGCUGUAUGUGAAUUCUUCAUGAGGGCAUCUUGCAUGAAGGGUGGCAUGUGUCCCUUCCGCCACAUCAGUGGAGAAAAAACAGUGGUUUGCAAACAUUGGCUUCGAGGGUUAUGCAAAAAGGGGGACCAGUGCGAGUUCCUUCAUGAGUAUGACAUGACCAAGAUGCCUGAGUGCUAUUUUUAUUCCAAAUUCGGAGAGUGCAGCAACAAAGAAUGUCCCUUUCUACACAUUGACCCUGAAUCCAAGAUAAAAGACUGUCCAUGGUAUGACCGAGGAUUCUGUAAACAUGGCCCGGAUUGUAGACACAGACAUACACGAAGAGUCAUUUGUGUCAACUACCUUGUUGGCUUCUGUCCAGAGGGGAGGUCCUGCAAGUUCAUGCACCCACGUUUUGAGUUGCCAAUGGGUGCUACUGAACAACCUCCUCUGCCUCUACAGUCUCAUACUCAACAGAAGACCAUGCAGUCCACAAACAGGUCGUCACUGUCAUUGAUUCAGCUGACCAAUAUAAAUUCUAACAACCAACAAAGGAUGCCGCACAAUAUAGGACCAAUGAACUCUCAAAACAAUAUGGGGGGAAACCGAGGUCCUCGUCCAUUAGAUCAAGUCACCUGUUACAAGUGUGGCGAGAAGGGUCAUUAUGCCAACAAGUGUACAAAAGGACAUCUGGCUUUCCUCAGUGGACAGUAGCUUUGUAUGGGCACCUUUCAUCUCAAUUAGAGCUGGAAUCUCAGGGCCUUCAGUGUGCCAGUCAAGAUACAUUCAGCCUUUUAAAACAAGGCUCUGAUCAGGCUUUCCAACUGCCUAAAAUCUUAAGGUGUUUAGACUUCACCUUGUUCAAGGAACAAGUGUAUAUUGUACAGCACAUCUUUUCCUACCCAUGGAACUGGUGAUACUAACCUUUCAUUUCCUGGGCUGGAAACAUGAAAUGUAAUGUGAAAGGGCUGUGGCAAUUUGGAGCUCAAAUAAACCUUUACCUUUUUGCCUUACUAAAAGAAUUGAAAGCAAAUUAGUAGUCACCAUUCGGAGGUUGUAAGAACAGGAGGAAGCUAGGCAUUCUCUAUGUGAAUCUACCUUAAAGGAACAAAACAAAGUCAUAUGAUUAAGGUGUAGACUAUUAGCCAAACUGGACUUGAGGAAUCAAACUUCAGUGGAAUCUAAUCUAAUCAUAAUGGUGUGAUUCAUUGUACAUUUGUUUUCUUUUCUUCCCUCCAAUACAUGAACUUGCUGUUUUAGUUGUCCAUGAAUGCAAGACAACGUGGCUGAAACCAGAAAUGAAUACAACAUAGGAAACUCAUUGUUGUAAAUGAAAUUGCCAGCAUUUGUAAUAAAAACAUGAUCCGUUUUACUACA
Molecule: messenger RNA, 1707 nt
Organism: Sardina pilchardus (European sardine)
Lineage: Eukaryota; Metazoa; Chordata; Actinopteri; Clupeiformes; Clupeidae
Gene: cpsf4
Product: cleavage and polyadenylation specific factor 4
Exons: 8
Coding region: 241-1044 (267 amino acids)
Molecular function (GO): RNA binding; zinc ion binding
Source: RefSeq, a predicted model, not a curated record